Messenger RNA from Colletotrichum truncatum, 1335 nucleotides. RefSeq lists its product as uncharacterized. The record is from RefSeq and is a predicted model, not a curated record. Gene Ontology annotation, biological process: guanosine tetraphosphate metabolic process. Lineage: Eukaryota; Fungi; Ascomycota; Sordariomycetes; Glomerellales; Glomerellaceae.
AUGAAAGCAGCAUUGGAUAUCCUCGAAUCCAAGAAAGACGGUCUUCGACAUGGUAGCUUGAACGUUCAACAUACUCCUAUAUCAGCCCGGCUCAAGGACAAAAGCAAAGCCCUGAGAACUCUCAGGCGCAGGCAAGAAGAUCGAAAGCAGCUCGUUGAAUUGAAAAGGCUGGUAGAAGCGCGUCAGGAGUCAUGGCAUGAGUAUUGCAAAAUCUGGAAUAUGGAGGAUAAGGAGUACGAAGCCGAACCUUUCACCUCUAUUGAGCAAAUGUUCACAGCCAUGCAUGAUUUGGCCGGCAUUCGCAUCUCCGUUUAUUUUCCAAAUGACGUGCAAAAGGUGGUGGACUUCCUCGACGAAAAGUUCCAUAUUGUCGACGGACCUAGUCGAAAAGGAGGCAUGACACGCGACUUUCAAAAGGUCCGCAAGCUGGUGGAGAGACAGCGCCAGAUGAAGGAUGCGCCCGAGGACAGGAGAAUCGGCCCAGCAGUCGAAUCGACUUUUGCCGGUUACAGGGCAACACAUGUGGUAAUUCAACACAAAAGCCUCGACUUUGACGAGCACGCUCGUGGCGACCGCAUCACCAAUAUUGAAAUACAAAUUGGAAGCAUCAUUAUGCAUGCUUGGUCAGACAUUGAGCAUGAUAUCCUUUACAAGCCUUCCGGUGCCGGCGAAACGUCACCUGACGUGGUUCGUAUGCUGGAUCUGAUUAACGGUAUCGUUAUGACAGGCGAGGUUGCAUUGCAGCAACUUGCUUCAGUUGCAGCCGCCGAGGCUACGCGUCAAGCCGAGGACCGCACACAGCAAGCCAUGAACUGGCAAUACAUGGUGCCUUGGCUUGAUAGGUACUUCAACGACCGUAAAAUUCCUUUACCCCCUAGGAACGAGUGGUUGUCUAUGCGCUUCCUGUUUGAAAUACUGAAGGCCACAGACGACCAUACCUUUGGUCGAGUCGAGGAGUUGUUGGAAGAGAUGGACCCAAAACCUGAUGAGCGUCUGCCCGUUAUGAUGCUGCACCACAUUGGUCGUGAAACAUAUCCAUUCGAGGACAGAGGCUUUGAGCCUUUCAACCUAGCUACUACGUGGAACGCACGAUACUGGGCCACAUGUCUAGUCAACGCACUCAAUCUGGCAAUCUUCAUGUCCUCUAGUCCCAACCUCUACCGCACAAUGUGGUACUACUCCAAAGAGGUUGAAUCCAUCCAUAACUAUCGACCUACAUUCGCCGAAUUCCUCGAUAUUCUGCACCCCACAAAGCCUCGGAGACGGACAGACCGUGAGUCCCGAAUGAUCGACUUUUGCAAGAGAGUUCUAUCUUCAAGUUCAAAAUGUAAGUGA